Molecule: messenger RNA, 1321 nt
Organism: Cercospora beticola
Lineage: Eukaryota; Fungi; Ascomycota; Dothideomycetes; Mycosphaerellales; Mycosphaerellaceae
Product: ankyrin repeat domain-containing protein
Molecular function (GO): protein binding
Source: RefSeq, a predicted model, not a curated record
GACUUUACAUGGAGUGUGAUUUGCUUCGAGAACGCAACGUCCAAAAUGCAUUCCUCCGGUCCACCAGCGCUCACUUUCGACGAGGUCGACGAUCUGCUGUAUUUCACUCGGGCGAACGAAGUACAAGACUUGCAGCAGACGAUCACAGAACUGAGUCAGAAGUACUCUUGCUCGGCAAAAGAUGUUCUAGAGGCAGCGAUUGAUCCCGAGAGCGGCAACACUGUGCUACAUUUCUGCUCAGCAAAUGGACUAGCUGAACUCCUUCCGAGCCUGCUCUCGCAAUUGGGUGCAGCAGAGGGUACGCCAGCCUCGUUCGUGAACCAUGGCAAUAAGGAAGGAAAUACCCCGCUUCACUGGGCUGCUUACAAUGGACAUUUGAAUAUUGUGAAGCUUUUGAUUGCGGCAGGCGCAGACAUGUGGCAGAAGAAUGCAGCUGGACAUCUGGCCAUGUUCGAGGCAGAGCGCGCGGACAAGAACGAUGUGGUUCAGUACCUGCUCGAGGCUGGUGGGAAAGAGGUCGAAAGAGCUGGAGAGGAAGGUCAGCCGUCCGAGGAAGAUGUCGAGGAUGUGCAAGAGGGUGAAGCAAGCAGCAGCGCUCAGGCCACUGCCGGAGAUGUGAACAUGGGAAAUGCAUCUUGAACGGGUCGUCUUGACACGGACAUGCUCUUUGCUCCAGCCCAUACUGCGAGCAGAUCUGCGACACUGAACAUCAUCAAACAUGAUACAAGGCAAGGCGACCUUGCGCCGUAAGAAGUUCCCACUCGGGAUACUCUCCUCGGUAUGGCCGCAGAUACACAAGCUGCGCAGUGCUUCUUAUGCCGACCCUUCAGCCGAACACCCCACUUCUCGAGUAUUCGAAGCGUCUACCAGCAACUACCAAGAUUCGGCCCUUUGUUUCCAGCAGAGCGUGUGCUGCUUCGAUGCAGUCUUGCAGGUAUCAGACUCGUAGAGGAAGACACAAGUUGCAGGGUGCAUUCCCUCAUUGAGAAGUCGACCUUGGGCAUACGCCUUGCUCAUAACCAUUCGAUGAACUCUGUCAAGACGAUACAAAGACUUUAAACUUCGACCCCAACUCCCGACACCAUCUAAUGGUGCCAAUUCUAUGUUGUGACUGGCUCUGAAACAGUCGCUGCACGCUUUUUCUUCCCCAAGAUUCCGCAAAAUGAUUCAAUACUGGUUGUCCUUUCUCUAUUCCACAUGCGCAUGGAUCGGCAAGACGUUGAACGAGUGACGCAUAAUCGUAGCUGCGGAACGACAAAUAUUGAAGGCUACCUGGAUCGCGAGUCCCUCCGGGUCAAUCUGUAGAUAGGACAUUCAUCGA